UAGCAACAAAGUACAAAUAUUGCAAAAUGGCGGGGGAUAACUCUGCGGAUUGUUAUUGUGGAGAUAUUCUCAAGCUACUUGAUUUGAGUAGCCAUGAAAAGAUUGAAUUGCAAAAAGAGCAUGUAUGGAUUGUCUACAACUAUACACAAGCAUUUCUUCAGAGACAAUGCAAUUGUGUAUUCAAGGAAUACAAGAACUUUGAGCAGCUGAACAGUUUGGUUCAGCUUGUCCUCCGACUUGCAAUUAAUAUCAUCUCCUCGUGGCACCAAUCACGAGAGAACGAUGAAGAAGAAGAGCGGAAGAAAGAAAGAGAGGUCAAAUCGAAGGACGCAGAAAAGAAAGCCAGCGAGUCUGGCCAAGGAACCUCAGACCGUAAAGAGGAUGAUGUUGAACUGCCCAAAGCAGAGGACACAAGACAAGAAAAGUGUGAUGAAACUGAGAAAGACAAAGAGAAGAGUAAUGAUGGAGGAAUGACUGAAGAAGGAAGAACUGAGAGUGAAAAGCGGGAGGAGGAGGAGGAAACGAAAGAUGGAAAGGGAGAUGGAAUGGAGGAGGGUAUGACUACCACCGAGGAUGGAGAGGAUGUUGCUAAGGAGGAUGCUAGGAAGAUGAAGAGGUGUAGAACACCACCGGAGGAUAGUAGUCGUCGGGCGGAGGAUGAGGAUUGGACACUGGAGGAGAAACAGAGGUUGUUGCAUCUCGUUGCCAAAGUUUUUCACAUGACCUUCCCAUUGUAUUCAGCACAUAAACAGUACUACCAUGGUGUCACGGACGAACUGUCACCACAAGAAUCAGAAGCACUAGGAAACUACUGUGACACAAAUGAUUUAGAUGUUAGUCUUCACCUGCUACGGAAUGUAUGUUUCUUCUGUGAUAGCAAUGGAUUGGUUGUGAUGAGGCAAUGCUUCCAGCAGUCUACUCCUGAGACAUUGCCCUUCUCUUCUGCUAUUUCAAUGUUCACCGUCGUCACAAACCUGAGGAUGUGGCUUCAUUUACAUGCCGUCAUGCAGUUUGUGGUUCCCCUAAGGACGCAUAUAAUAAGGUAUUUGUGUAAGUUGCCCGACAAGGAGCUACGAGGGAAUGGAGCCAGACACAUGGCGGAUAUGAUGUGGAGCGCCAUCAAGGAGCCAGUGGAGAGCCCUCUAUGUUUCGAUCAGGACAGUCUGGAGCUGGCUUUCAAGUUUUUCACAUCAGCUACUCUCACCAUGAGGCUAACUGGCUUAGGUCAAAUCACUAAUCAAAUCCACAUGUUCAAUGAGGUGUAUCACAAUGAAUCAGUCACAGAUGUUGAAAACAUGGGCUCAGAACUGACAAAAUGGCUGCUCGAGAGAGAAAUUGUGGAACAUAUAUUUGGUCCCAACAUGCAUGUAGAGAUCAUCAAGCAAUGCCAGGUGAUCCUCAACUUCCUAGCGAGUGACGGCGCCCUCACCCUGAAGCACCUGGACACUGUGUGGGCGGCGGCACAGCUCAAGCAUUCCGGUCGCUACGUCCAUGACCUCUUCCCCCAUCUCAUCAAGCAUCUAGAAUCCCGUCCCCUUCUUCAUCUCAUGCAGCUGGUCUCCAAACUCCAUCCGUCUGAACACACAGAACAGACCCUCUACUUGUCUCAAGUAAUCACCAAGUGUGUUUGGGACAAUGCUCUAUCCACGAGAGCCAUGGCCGCGACCACAUCCCAUCCUAGGAGACUACUGCCCUCGGUCCAAGUCUCGCCAACUACCCAGGAUUUCCCGCUACUCAAGAGCAGUCUAGAAAAAGGCAGAUUACCUCUGUCGAUGGGUGGUAACAGAAAUAACAGCAGAACAUUGGAAUUCCAAGGCAUCCGACCAGACGAAGAGGAAAGCCCUUGUCAUAGAUGUCUACAUUGCGAUCAACAUGCUGACGAGGAGGAGCAUCUGGAUGUUGUUGGUCUUGACCCCUCCCACUUAGAGGACCAUUCCUCGGACGUGAUGUGUCAUCACGACCUGGAUGACCACCGGUCAGUACAUUCCCACAGCUCCAAGGCCAGCCAUGCCGAUUCGUGGCGGUCAGAGGGCGAGAUGGCCAUUUGCCACGCCCACCGCAAAUCCUCGCGGCAUCCGUCGUCGCUCUGCGCCUCCGACCAGGACGACUCCGACAGUAUCGACUCCGAGAACGAGGCGAUGGCUACGAGUCCCGACCAGACGGACAGCGGGAGCGAUGGUUCGGAAGGGAGCUACGAGGACAAGGGUGUGCCGCUGGGAAGUGACUUUGAGGAUGUGAGCAACGGGAGUGAUAUGGAGAUGGAAGGGGACAGGGAGAGGGGCGUCCUUAGGAGGGACGGCAAUAGACAUGUCCUCAAGCAGUUGGCCAAGACUCUGAGACAUAGCAAGGAUCAUCAUCAGCAUCACAUGGACACUGGCAGCGAGCAGGGAGGAGAUAGCUCCGACUCUAGCCCAGGUAUGGAGUACAAAAAAGUCCAGGGAGAUCUGGUUCUUUCUCCCAGUGACCUGAACCGCAGCCCUGUCAAACUUGUUCAUGAGCUACCGGUCAGGGGCAAGCUGCCCACCAUCGAUGAGUCGCCCGAGUCGGAGACCCAUGGACUUUCCCAUGAUUCUCACCAGUCCGAGGAGUACUUUCAUGGUCCUAGCGGCAUGGAUCCAGAGAUCUAUGACUGUCCAAGGUUUCUUCCAAGACCUAGGCCAAUCAGGAGACCCAUGAUGAUGAACCUCAUCUACCCUCAGCAUCAUCACCAUGACGACGAUGACGAGGAUGACGAUGAGGAGGGAGGGGGCAGCUGCAGCAGCUCCCAGGCCAGCGCCAAGUCGGACAAGAACAUGGCCGACUUUGACGGGGAGGACGACGAGGAGGAUGAGUCGAGCUCUGUCUGUGAGGAUGCCCUGGCCCAGCUGAGUGCCCAGCUGAGCCAGUUUGACCAGCACCAAGAUCAUGGUCACCAUCGUCAUCACCAUCAUCAUCAUCAUCAUCAUCCGCAUCGGUUACAGGCUCACGUCAAGGGAAGGCAGAGGCCUAUCGCUAAUGUUUCACCUGUACAACGAAAUAGACUGUCCAGUUCAUGCUCGACACAUGGAGAGGAUGAUGAUGAAGAUGGACAAAUCAUUCCCUUUGAAGACUUUAGCUUUGAAGACGUCUGCAAGCAAUCUCACACUCUACUCUGGGACCUUGUACAGGAUGAAAGUGCUGUGCAUUUGGGUGACGGUUUGUCUUCUGAGGCUGAGAAGCUUCUCUGCUCCCUGGUCUGUGUCUUUCCUGAGAGAGAAAUCAGAAUGAGAUUUGUAGAAGGUUGUCUAGAGAACCUCAAACAGCAUAGGUCGGUGGUUGUAUCCCUUCGUCUCAUACCAAAGCUUUUUGCAUCCUUCCAGCAGUACCGCAACAACUACAACACACAUUGGAUCACAAUGUGGGCAGAGAGAGAACUGGGCAUGAUGAAUCUAUUCUUUGCUGAUCUGCUCCACUACACAGGACAAGUCAGACUGGCAAAGAAACCGGAAAAGCAGCUGUACAGCCACAAGACUGAGAUUCAGACCAGGUUACAGUUCUUAACCUGUGUCUUCUCUACCGGAGGCUCUCCAGACCACUUCAGAUUGACCCUUGAUCAAGUGGAUACCUUGUGGUCAUGUCUAGCUUUGGAUUCGGACUGCUCCGAUGAAGCGCUCAACUGGUUCUUACAGCAAGCUAACAACAAGGACCAACAUGCUCUGGGCUUAGAGAACUUCAAACACAUAUUCUUCCACAAGAUGCCCCAGCUGGAGCCAGACAGCAUCAGUAUGACUGGACUGAAUUUAUUUCAGCAGCUGUGUAGCUUAGCUAGACUAGCUAGCUCUGCUUCCUACAAUAGUCCUUCAGUAGAGAUGCCAGGUAUAGAUCACUUGUGGAAGAUCGCACUUCGAGCAAAGAACACCGACGUUAGUCUUUCAGCAAUCCAGUAUAUCAACUCAUAUUACAUCAAUGCUGGUAACGGUACUCUAGAGAAGGAAGAAGAGUUUAUUGAGCGAUGCAUGGAGAGUCUAUCCCAGGCCUCGGCUGAUCUCAACUCAUCUCUUGACGCCAGUCUCCUGGUCCUACAGAGAGGGCUCAUCCUACUUAAAACUCACCUUGAAGCUUUCAGAAAAAGAUAUGCAUACCACCUACGCCAGUGGCAGCUGGAGGGUUGUGGCAUCACCAGUCAUCAGAAACAUCUUCUAGACAGCCAGGCAGCCACAAUAAGAGUCCUAUGCCAAAUAGCAUCUUUGCCAGACAAGUUCACCCUUGAGAUGAAUGUCACUGACCUUGUCGCCGACCUCCGGGCAGAGGUCACCCACUUCUGCAGCGACAUCUUAAAGCAGCAAUCCACAGAGAACAACGGUCAAUUGGCAGCGCUCUAUGCAGCCACUGUACCGGAUGAGAAGGGCGGGGGUUCAGAACCCCAGCAGCAGCCGCAGCAGCAAGGAGAGGACCAGGGUCUACCGACAGUUAUUCCUGGACCAGUGAGGAUGAUAUCGGCCGGGCAUGAGCUCAUACCGGAUCUUGACGAGAAGACCCUGAAGGAGAUGAGUUUCAGUGAUGCGAGGUUGGUGUUUGUAUCAUUUGGUGCUAUGAGGAGGGAGCGUAAGCGUGAAGGGGCUGAUCAACCCGCAUCGUGCCUGCCUCCGCCCCCUCGAGAGAAGCUUCCCAUGAUGCUCUUACUGGGGGAGCCACACUUCAGCUGCCUCUUUCAUCUGCUUCAGCAGCUCAAUGAACUAAAAUGUGAUGGCAAACAGGAGGAAGAGUCUGAGAGAGACCUUGAGAGCAGAGCCCAGAUGCUGUCACGUAAUGUUUGGGAUCUUCUAAUGCUCCUACCUACCAGUCCCGAUGUCCUCAACGGCUUCAAGACAUUACCUGCUAUCAAGCCCAACACCAGCAAAGCAAAGGCAGAAGUCAGUAAGACCAAGGAUGAUGGGCAGAAUUCUAGUGGGACGCCCUCAGGAGGUGACCUCGCACCAGUCAAGGUAGACUGGGGCAAAUUACUGACCGAGAACAAGCCCCACAAGCUUCUCUACUCUCUUCAGAUCAUCGAGGCUCUGGGGCAACCUACCAAGAAGCAACGCAGCAAAUCGGUGGCUUCUUUAGGAUCCAGUGAGCAUUCAGCCAGCAUGGCAGAGGUAGCAGCCAUGAAGGUCAAAAAGAGUAAGAGUGAAACCAAUGUAUAUGACAUGGAUAGUGAUGUGGACGUCCUCUCACAGAGAUCAUGGAGUACGAUGUUUAUCAGUUGUGGAGGAUUGAAGCACCUGUUUGGAAUCUUCAUGUCGGCUUGUCUUGAGACACGGGAGGACAAACAAUGGAACUUUUGGCAGCAAGAAUGUCUGGCCUCGGUCCUGAAGCUCAUCAAUGAGUUUGCAGCGGAGGAGGCCUUGAAUGAACCGAGCGGAGAUCUGGAUGAAGUCUUUGAUGAGCCACCCUCGUCAUCGUCAUCGUCCAGUGAGGAGGUACCUAGGAAGAGGGCCAGGACAGCAGCCAGGGCUAGAAAGGACAGCACAGACUCUGGAAGACUCGCCGUCAGGUUCUCUGCAAUAAUGCAGGAGCUUCUCUCACAGUCUGGAGUGCUAGAGAGACUGAUGGGUGUGUUGUAUUUGGCCGCUUCACCUGGGGACUCCACCCUUAUGCAGGCAGGCUACUGGGUUGUCCAUUAUGCAAUGAAGCUGUUGGUGUUGUGGGCGUCCACAGACUCUGAAGUCAAGAUGGCCAUCGGUCAGUAUGACAAGCUUGACCAGUGGCUACGAAGGCUUAUACUCCAGACCAAUGAGAUCUACAUCAGACGAGAGGUAUGCGAUGGUCUGUUCAGGCUGUGUGAAGGUCUGGAUCCAUCCAGUCAACAUUUCUUAUGGUCUCUUCUUAGAAGUCUCUUCACCUCUCUUGAUACAGCUCUCAACAUUCAACCCAAGAAGGGCAGCGACAAGAGUUGCGAUGACAGCAUACCCAGUUGCCGUGACUACUUCUGGCUCUUGUGUCUACUGAUGGACAACCUCCACUGGCAGGGAGACAGCCCCCAUGCCAGCGGGGUAGGGGUAGGAGCAGGCAGGAUUGACCCAGAGAAGGUCAAUGCUGAGCUAGACUCAUUCACCAGGCUCCUCUCCCAGAAGAUUGAAAGCCGUCCCAUCCUUGAAGGCCGUCACAGCACCGUAGAGGACUUAGCUCUGGCCGGUCUCAUUAAACUGUGUACAGCAGCAGUCAAACACAAUCCACCGUUCAAGUUCAGUGAGGGUGGGCAGAAGUUUGUGAAGACUGUCUUUGACUGCCUCUUCUCGCUGCCGACCCCAGGACACCAGAACCUACCCAAGUGCAAGUCCAGAACCAGUCGUCUAGCAGGCUUUGAUCUCCUUCUAGAGCUUGCUAGAGAAUGCCAGGCCAAUUACACAUUGCUUCACAAGGUCAUGUUCCAACAACAUGCACCAAACACCCAUCCUCCUUACCCGUGGGAGUACUGGCCUCAGGAUGAUAGCCGGUCGUCGUGUGGCUAUGUGGGUCUGACUAACCUUGGUGCUACCUGCUACAUGGCAUCAUGUAUGCAGCAGCUCUUCAUGAUGCCUGAAGCAAGGGCUCCCAUCCUGCAAGCAAAGGUGAGCGAGGCAAGUAAGCAUGCCAGCAUCUUGAGUGAGACGCAGCGGAUGUUCGCCUACCUGCAGGAGAGUGAGAGGAAGGCGUACAACCCCCGUAGCUUCUGCAGAGUGUACACCAUGGACAAGCAGCCCCUCAACACGGCAGAGCAGAAGGACAUGACUGAAUUCUUCACCGAUCUCAUCAGCAAGAUGGAAGAGAUCACGCCCAGACUGAAAAACACUGUGAGUAGCUUGUUCAAAGGAGAGCUGACAAACAAUGUUGUGUCACUGGACUGCCCUCAUGUGAGCCAGACAACAGAGGAAUUCUUCACUGUCAGAUGUCAAGUGGCCGAUAUGAAGAAUCUAUAUGAAUCUCUGGAUGAAGUAACGGUGAAAGACACCCUGGAAGGAGAUAACAUGUAUACCUGCUCACAAUGUGGCAAGAAAGUGAGAGCUGAGAAGAGGGCCUGCUUCAAGACACUACCCAAGAUCCUAUCUUUCAACACCAUGAGGUAUACGUUCAACAUGGUCACCAUGAUGAAGGAGAAAGUCAACACGCACUUCUCCUUUCCGAGGCAACUUGACAUGUCGGGCUAUACGGAGGAGGCACUCAUUAGUAAAGGCAGGGGAUCUGAUGUAGCAUCAACGAGCAGUAGUCAACCGCCCCAGAGCUACCUCUAUGAGCUGAUCGGUGUGACCGUUCACACCGGGACGGCUGACGGCGGCCAUUACUAUAGCUUCAUCCAGGAUCGUGUGCACAGGGAUCAGGAAGAAGAUCGCUGGUUCAUGUUUAAUGAUGCAGAGGUCAAGCCCUUUGACCCCAAGCAGCUGCCGGCCGAGUGCUACGGAGGCGAGAUGACGACCAAGACCUAUGAUUCUGUGACUGACAAAUACAUGGAUUUCUCCUUUGAGAAGACACACAGUGCAUAUAUGUUGUUCUACAAGCAGUGUGACCCAGAGGAAGGGGAUACCAAAGAGAAGGUCAAACCACUUGAGACCACCGUAGAUCUCUCCAAGGAGAUAGCAGAGUGGAUUUGGGAGGAUAACACAAGAUACCUGCAGGAUAGCUACAUCUUUGAUCUGAACUACAUGAACUUCAUGUGGCAGGUGUGUAACUUCCUACCAGCGACCCUUCCCGACCCUCAAGAAGUACAACUCAUAGCUUCCAAGCUGACUACGUCCUUCAUGUUGGAGACACUGAUUCAUUCCAAAGAGAAACCCAACACCAAGCAAUGGAUGGAGCUCAUGACCAAUCAGUUCCAUACAUGUCCUCUAGCGUGUGAGUGGUUCCUGGACUACAUGGCAACAGAUGAUUGGUGGCCUCAGCAGAUCCUCAUCAAAUGUCCCAUACAGACAUGUAGGCAGUUGUUUCAGAGGCUUUGUAUCCAUGUAAUCAGACAGCUGAGAGAGAAACAUGCACCACUCUACCUUCAUGCUGUCAUAGAAGGCAAUCAUGAUGAACGUGAUAUUCAACCGGAUGAGAUCGGCAAUGUAUCCUGUGUGACAAGAUUUAUCAAGAAACUCCUCCUUGUGAUCUCAGUUGGAGUACGUCCACAAUGCAAACACCUGACUGAGUACUUCUCAGUUCUCUAUGAUUUCGCAAAGAUCGGAGAAGAUGAGGCUCAGUUCCUGACGUCGGUAGAGGCUAUAUCCAUCAUGGCAAACUUCUACCUGGGCACCAAAGCAGCUGAUUAUGUGGAGGUGAUAUCGGAUGACGAGAACGAUGAUGAAGAUGACGACGAUGAUGUCAUAUCACUGACAGAAGACAAGUACAAGCCGACAUCGUUGGAGAAGAUGAUCUCUCUGAUAGCGUAUCUUGUCGAGUCUUCCAGGACGGACCGAAGGCUGCUUCUCUCUCACAACGACUACGCUGUGCUAGUUGGGGGAAAGGGCUUUCCAUUCUUGUUUCAACAAAUCCGAGACAACAUCAACCUACAGCAGACGAGGAAUCUCAUCUUCAGACUCACUCGCUUCCAGCCCAAGCUGGCUGAGCAGAUCAUCUCCAUGAUAUUCAAUGCAAUCAGCAAGCUAAGUCCUGAGGCUGGAAUCCCUUUCUUCAAGAUGUUAUCCCUGCUGGUUGAACCGGUCCCACCAGGAUGCACCUCCUUCACACCCAUCAUCCUUCAAAGAAUAUGGGAUAUCUCAGAGUACAAUCCCCAGCAGGUCCUGGACUGGUUAGCUGCCCAAGUCCCUAGGAACAAGCUAGCCCAUCACUGGGUUCUACAUCACAUAGACAGAUGGGUGGAGAUGUUUCUCAUCCAUCAAAACAACAGGGUUCGAAAUGCUGCCGCCUUCCUCCUAAUCUCCCUAGUACCUGAUCCUCACUUCAGACAAUCAUUCAGGUCAGCAAGGUCACUCCAUAGUCCACAGAGAGAGAUCAGACUGGCCCCAGAGUCCCUGAUUGUGUUGCAUCAGAUCUACUCACUGCUUCUAUCACUACUCCCUAGAGCUAAACACUAUGUUGAUGUAACAGCACAUGGUACCUCCAAGCUUGUGGCGUACUUUGCUGUCCUCAAUCACUGCCUUAUAUCACGAGCUGAGAAGAGAAUGUUCUCAACCCAUUUCAUGGAUCUCUGGAAUCUGUACCAACCCAAGUUAUCUGAACCACCCAUCUCAUGCAAUCACAACAAACAGGCCCUGUUACAGUUUUGGUACAAUACCUGUGUAGACUAUCCAGACAACGUAGAACUCAUCAUCACAAACCCAGUUGUAAUGAAGCACAUCCCAUACAACUACAUUCUUGCCGAUCAUGAUGAUCAAGAGGUGGUAGUAUUCAACCGCAUCAUGCUACCAGCGUACUACGGUCUGCUCAGGUUAUGCUGCCAUCAGAGUCCACAGUUUGCCAGGAUGCUUUCAACGCAUCAGAACAUGCAGUGGGCUUUCAAGUAUCUCACUCCACAUGCUAACCAGUACCCCAUGGUUGUAGAAGAGUUGUUCCGGAUGAUGAAGCUCUUUGUGACGAGACGAAGUGACAUCGAUGAGGAAGAGGAACACAUCACUGAGUUCAAGAAGAUGACUCUCCUCUGCUACCUGGAAUGUCUAGAAAGGAGCUCAUGCUGGACUACACUCAUUAGUGCCUUCAGGUUAUUAAUAGAGAAUGAUGAAGACCGAUCUGUGGUGCUUAGUAAGCAAGGUCUUAGCAGACUUGCUGAUGCUUUCUUCACCCUUCACAUGAUGUACCAUGAGGCUACAGCCUGCCAUGUAGCUUGUGAGCUAGUAGAACUUCUCUCAACCACUACUGCAGUCUUACGAGUGGCCAUACAGCAACAAGACUUGAAAGAAGUGAAGCAAUCACUACUUCAGUUUCCCGAGAGGAUGGACUUUGCCCACAAGCUACUUACAUUACUCAACUCAUAUACCCCAGAUAAUGUCAGAACAGAGUGUGUCGGUGUUCUUCACAGCAUGGUGACGCUCUACCCACAUGACUUUGUACAGAGGGUUGUACCCCUGAUGCACCAUGCUCAUCGACAGUUCCAACAGCAGUCAAACAUUUCAGUUGUAUCAUCUGGACCCUACUUCCCAAGAAGAAUGCCCAAACCACUGCUGAACAAGACCACGUUGAGGGCGCCGCGACCAGAGCUACAGAUGUUCUUGCAUCCAAGUCAGCUGGAAACCUCACAUGGAGCUGAUCCAGAGUAUGAUAAGACUCUGCUCGACUUCUUUGGGCCUUAUCACAACCUUGUGGAGACGUUGUGCUAUGCAGCCAUGCAUAACAAGAUGCUCACAGAAGAGAUCAUAGGACUGAGUGUACUGGUAGCAUAUGAAGGUAUUCCAUUGCAGCUGGACUGGUUUGCCAAAUUCUGGAAGACCAUCUAUCACACACAGGGUAGCGAGAGGGACGCCAUUGAGCUGCUAUGUAGCCUACAGUCCUUCCAUGACUACGUAGAGAGUGUCCUCCUAGAUGAACGAACAUUCCUCAACAAUGUACAUGUCACAUCCUUUUUCUGUAUAUUCUUUCCCAGGGUGUAUCAACAUAUUCUGUGCAAUAACUGGGAUACAGUUGUCAAGACGAUAUGCAACAAUGUGUUAUCAGAGCGAGAGGAUAUCGCUGAGUAUGACAGACAUCAGCUAGCCAUCGCAGCUUAUAAGCUAAACGGGGACUUGAGAGCUCUCCUUCAGAUGUUCUCAGUGGUCUUAACCCAGCAGCUCAACCCCGCCCUUGUACCCGCCCUCAAACACAUCCUGGAGGUGUGUAAGAAACAUCAACCGGGCCCCGCCCCUAGGCAACCCAGGCCGCCCGUCAAGAAACACAGGACAUCAUCCUCCACGUCAUCAUCCUCAUCGUCGUCCAAUUCAUCAUCGGACGAGUUUGAGGUGGAGGAGCCAUCCAGGGGGGAGAGCACGGAGGCGGGGAUGGCCAAGGAGACGUCUUGCGGAGAGGACGAGAAGUCAUCCAAGAGGAAGGGCAAUAAGGAUGGAAAGAAGAAGGAAGUCCAAAUGGAAGAAGAAGAAAAGGAGAAGAAAGAUGCCAAACCAACACAGAGUACUUCAUCAGAUGACAGUAUACCAAGCAAGAGGCGGCGUCUCAGCCAAGACAUGAAGCAUCCACAAAAGGACCAAAAAGGAGACUCACAAACCUUGAAAGCGGGAGCUGUGAAAGUUCCAAAGAAAGAAAGCGACAUCCAAGACUCUGACAAUACCGAGAGUAGAAAAGCACCGAUAGUCAAGGAGGUUAAAAGCAGCAAAAAGAGAACUGCGAGUGAAUCGCUUGACGGGAGAGUUGAAGAUGGAGAGGAUGAUGCUAAAGUGCCGCAAUCGCCUGAUGUGCCGUCGGGAAGCCCACAACCUCCAUUGCUGUCACCUCGGUCACCCACGGAGGCUCCAGGACCGUCUGCUGCCUCGCCCACAGGCCAGAGUGCUGCUGGCCCAUCAACGCCUGCAAGGGGGCAGGAAUCAAGAUUAGUAGGACCCAAGCCACGCAAACAAGAUCCGAUUGGUGCUUUCAUCAAGAGUCUGGAACUCCUCAUUAGCUUUCUCAAAGACCGUAGUGACAGUUCACCGACUUGAGGUUUGUUAGACGGAGAUGCAUUUGUUGGAGACGUUUGAGGAUCAUUUUGGACAAUCCUGCCUUGGUCUGCUGUUAGGACGGACAGUCAUGUGAUGUAUCCUAUAACAAAAAUCGGUGUAUGCCAUCCCAAAUGGCCUACUUAUAAUGGAUUUGUCCUCUUUCUGUUGGAAGAUCAAUAUCUUUGUCACUAUUAGGAUUCCAUGUGUUAUGGUCAUCCUGGAGACUGGUGACCCCUCACUCACUGCCCACAAGAUAUGAAGUCACUCAUUAUGACAGUUCAGUGGGUGAGAGAAAAGGAAAGACUGGUUGCUUUUUAAUCAGUAAUUAUAAAGAGGUGCACACGGAUCAUUGAAGCGUCGUGAGGAUCAUUUAUUUUUUACUUACAUUUUGUUUCGUGAGAAUUUUUAUUUUCUUGAGAGAUCGGUAUCGGAGAGCCCCCAUGCAGAGCUUGCCAAAUUGGCAACAAGUAUCAAAAGAAAGAGUGACGGACUUUAAAGAUCCUAUGUCAAGAUUGCACACGAGUCAAAACAUGUACCAAUGGCUGUUAAUGUUGAGAAGAUUGGAAAAGAAGUUUCACAAAUAUUCAUCACAAAUUGUGGAGGUCUUCAUGAUUUAUGAAUUUUGUUUUUUUAUAUCACAUAGUUUUUCUCUUUUUUUCAGAGAAAAAAAUUGGCAAACGAAGAAAGCACAAUUUUGCUGCAUUGUAAUAAUUUUUUACUUCAUCUGCCCGGGAGAUGAUUAAGAAAUAGAGUCUAAACUGUGCUCGGCUCAGAUGCAAAUGAUUCUGAGUAUGUCCAUGUGUGAAAUAGAUCAUUUAUUUAUUGAUUGAUGAAAUAUUUGUUUCAAAAUAAUUUGAAUACUUAUGCAUACAACAUCCACAUAGUUCUGUUUUUAUCAAAUUGCAUCAAAUUGCAUCAGAAAAAACUAAGUGAGUUUAGACAAAACAGCAUUUGGCAGGAUAUUGAUUGCUGAUCUUCUCUUCCGUGUCCCAACAAUUAAUCCCUGUACAUGAUGUGGCAGCUACAUCUUUGAAAUGCAUGUAUGAUAUGUCAGGUAGACCUGCAGUGUUUGGUUGGGGCUUGCACUUUGUCUAAGCAAAAGUUGUAUGUUGCAAUAUCUUUAUUCAUCUUCUGCCGCUUUCACUCCAUCCAGUCUUCAGAUGUAGAUAGAUUUCUCUGCCCUGUCUGAAAAUAUAAAUUUGGAAAAGGAAAAAGCUUGUGUCAAACCUUAUCUUUUUGGAACAUGAUAUGAAUUUGUAUGUGCUUUCUAAAUAUAACAUGUAAAGAGAUGCUGGUAAUAAUUGCAACUUUUGAUAUAUUAUUUAGACUAUGAUUUGGUAACACUUGCAUUUUUCUUAUUUAUAAGGUAUUGAUUUCCUAAAGUUCUGUCCCCUAUUGUGCUUUUUUUUAAAACCUAAAUAAAUAUGAUCAUUAUUGAUGUUAUCACAUAUAUUUUCUCAGCUGAAUAUGACAAAUAUUUGGGUGUUAUUAGUAAAAUAGUAGUAUUAAGAUGUAGUAUUAUAGGAACCAGAACUGUACUAAUAAUAUGUUGAUUUAACACCCCUGAAGUUCUUUAAUAGAAUGCAGGAAAAUCUCUUUGUUGAUGUUACUGUAGUAAUGUUAUACUUAUAAUAUACCUUGAAUUUGCCAUGUCUUUAUAAGAAUAUGUGCUUAGUUUGUGCCGUGUGCCAAGAAAUGCUGGUGAUGUGAGCAUGUAAUGCAUAUCUAGAUGUUACAAUAUCUUUAAAUGCCAUGAAAGAUAAAAUUCUGGUGCUACUUUCUUCUCCCCAUUCUUUUCAAUGGUUCAUUUGAAUUUCUUUAAUGUUUUGCGAAAUGUAGCGACUGUGUCUGCACAUGUAAUGUAGUAAAAGUUUUCAUUUUGAUUAAGAGAAGUUACCGAGAUUCCCAAAAGUACAUUUUUUUUCUUUCCGUCCGUCCAGCUCGUAAUGAAAAGGCCACAAACAAAUUGCAAAGGAGAAGUCUGUUCGUCUGCUUGUUCAAAUGAAAAAAAUAUCUCUCUACAGAAAAUUCUCCACUUUGUAAAAUUUGAUGAGGGUUUUAUUACAUACCAUGUCAUCAAUUAACAAAACUUGUUGUAGUACUGGGUCUCAAGAUAUUAAGUAUUUACUGCAAAGACUAAGAUUAUUUGAAUUUUUUUAUUAUGUGGAUGUAGUUAUUAGUAAGUUGGCAUCUGUAAGUUUAUGUGCCUUAAAAUGGUUUGAAAGAAAAUAAUGAAGUCAAUGUAAAGUCUGAUGUUAUUAUGUCUAUAUGGGAUAUAAGUGAUGUGCACUCUUUCUGUUUGCAUCCAGUCUAAUGUCUAUGCAUUGUUUUAACCAUACAUAUUGAUUAUAUCAAUGAUUAAUUUUUCUUUGUUUUUAAGAGAGGAGUUAAAGAGAGACUGUCAAGUGGAUGGAAAGUGACUACAACGUAAUUAAUUCCUUGCUCUGCGACUGACUUAGAUUCUUUAGCUUAUAGUGCUUCCAGUGGGGUUGCCUAUCGCAUGGGUUGAUUAAAAAUCACAUUUUUAAAGUUAAUGGCCUGUAUUUUACUCAAAUCUCAACUCGCUGCUGGGUUUAAGCUCAUUCUGAAGUCAAAUUUAACAAAAAGUAGGUAGAUCAAGGUUUUAGUUCUCCUUUUGGUCACAUGACUUUAAAUAGUCUCGGACCUCAAGUGUUUUGAUUUGAUUGAAUGCAGGCCUCUGGCUUUUGAUUUUAUAUGGGUCUGAUAUGGAUAUUGUUUUGCAACUGGUUUGGGGUGUUGAAAGUGAAUUAUCCAAUUUAACAAUAUGAGAGAUGGGUGUUUAAAAAAGUACAACUUAUUCUCAAUUAGGUUUGAACCCAUUACCAACAUGAAUGAGAUGGUUCUUGUAUGAAGCUAGGGGGGGGGGGGGGAUAGAAUGUGCUAUUCAACGGUUUUAGAGUUUGCGGAUGUGCUUGUAUCACUGUAUCUUCUAAGCUGUAUAGAUCUUACCAUGUAAAAACAUACCAUAUUCUUUUAACUGAUUGUGCUCAUCCUGAUUCUUCUAUUUCACCAAGAUGAAUAUGGAUAUAAUCUGUCAUAAAAGUGAGAUUAAGUUUUCCCUGAUUCUUUUUUUACAGAAAGCCUAUAUCCUAUCAAAAGAACAUGGAAGUGUUUGUCGCACAAUAUUUUUUUUUUUUCUAGAACAUUCCAACUAUGAAAUCACUCUAAGUCUGUUAUCUUGAUGUAUUUACUCAUUUUCUAUCUCUCUCUACAAGAAUAGUAAAUAAUUGAAAAAAAUCUUUAACUUAUUUAUCAAGAGAUUAAAGAUGUAAUGGUAGGCUCAAGGUUCUUUAGAACGUGUCUCAUCCUCCACAAAAUGUCAUACCAUCUACGCUAAAGGACUAGUAGUUUAAAGCAAAAACCUAGUUAUAGAAAUUAGUUACAUGCAAUAACUUUUUUGGGCUGAACAGUUUUCAUAAACAUUUCAUAUUCAUAGCCAUCCCAUAAUGUCUAAUCAUCAGUAUGACUGAUAUUGUACCAUUUAAAAACAGUUAAGAUAGAACAUGGAGAUAGAUAUUUGUUAAAGCCCUCUGCCAACUCAAGUGAUAUAAUUUUGUAUGCCACCUGUAUGGACAGCACACAACUUUGGCUGCCUGAAAAAAUGUCCUUAUUAUAUACAUGUUUAACAGCAGUGACUAUCUUGAGGAUAAAUGCAAAUGAAACGAAUUAUAUUGCCGUUUAUGAAACUAAUCAAAUUAAUAUGGUGUUGUUCGUAACUGAAGAAGAAGUUUAAGCAAGUAAAACGUGAUACUUUCAUUUCAUUACUGGCAUCAAAGGGAAUCAAUGACUAAAAGUAUUUGCUCUGAAUGUUUUGGGUUAAAUACCAGUGACUGUAUUUGAGAUGUCAGCUUCAAUAUUACAUCAGUAAAGAGAAAUUCAAGGUUAGAUACUAUUGUAGAUGAAAGGAAAAGCAAUUAUGCGAGUGCAUUACAUGUGUAGUUGAUGCUCCCACGUGCACUGGCACAGAAGUUAACUUUUGUGCAGACAUGGAAAUGAAAUCAUUCUUUCCCUUUUGCUCUGUAAUCUUUAAUGAUUUGAAAGUGUGUGUCUUUUUAUUGGGGGUAGGGGUGGUGCUGAUUUUAUGUUUUUUAACAAUAUACAAAUAAGUUUUUCAAGUGAUUAAUCCUCUAUAAUCCAGCUGUUUCUUUAAAAUCCAUUUUUACAGAACAAAGGACCAGUAAGUACUUUCAAUAUUGCACAAAAGAAAAUAGAAUUAUGAAGUGAAGGAUAGAUAAAAACUAGUUACAUUUUCUUACAAACAAAUGCAUGGUGCUAGACCAAAACGUCUUGAAGGGUUAACAUCAUAAGUUUUUGUGAAUCUGGAUUGUGUAUGAGAUUCACAAAAGUUUUUUGCAAACGAAAAGUUAGUAGUACUGUAGAAUACAUUUAUUUUGAUGAACAUGGAUCACAAUUUGAUACCAUGCUUUUAAGUGUUCUUUCAUUUGGAUUCUUUUGACGAAAGAGAGGAGUUAUUAAGAAAGAAAAUGGAAAGGUCUUGUUCAUUGCAAUGUCGUGGUGAAGUUUGUAUUUUUUUUCCUCCAUACAUUGCAAAAUAUACAACACUGCGAUCUGCGAAUUCUUGUACAGUUAUUGCCUGCGUAUUUAAGUGAUAUGAAUAUAGAUGGUGAAAGAUGCGAGAGUUAUGGUUCGUAUGCACUGCACUUAAAACUUGUGGCUCUCUCGAAAAUGUUUUAAAAUGAAAUGUGUCUAUUGAAUAAACUCGCUUUAUUGCAACAAUGAAAAAACAA
Messenger RNA from Strongylocentrotus purpuratus (purple sea urchin), 16306 nucleotides. It is a transcript of the gene usp34, whose product is annotated as ubiquitin carboxyl-terminal hydrolase 34. Gene Ontology annotation, molecular function: cysteine-type deubiquitinase activity; cysteine-type endopeptidase activity. The coding region runs from base 27 to 11537 and encodes 3836 amino acids. The transcript has 78 exons. The record is from RefSeq and is a predicted model, not a curated record. Gene Ontology annotation, biological process: protein deubiquitination. NCBI's taxonomy places the organism in Eukaryota, Metazoa, Echinodermata, Echinoidea, Camarodonta, Strongylocentrotidae. Gene Ontology annotation, cellular component: nucleus; cytosol.